This is a messenger RNA of Laccaria bicolor S238N-H82, 1371 nucleotides long. RefSeq lists its product as uncharacterized. The transcript has 3 exons. The record is from RefSeq and is a predicted model, not a curated record. NCBI's taxonomy places the organism in Eukaryota, Fungi, Basidiomycota, Agaricomycetes, Agaricales, Hydnangiaceae. The coding region runs from base 1 to 1371 and encodes 456 amino acids.
AUGGUCCUCAAAAUUGUAGAGGCUUUCGCCUCGUCGUUCUUUCUGACUCAAUACACCGUUCACAUCGUCAUUGGGAUUGUGGUAAUUCUUACGCUGCACUCCAUAUCCCAAGGUCGACGAACCACCCGUGAGCGAGAUUUACAUGGGAGAACGGUGUUAAUAACGGGCGGAUUCACACCGCUGGGCCUGACAAUUCUCCAAUCACUAGCCCAACGCGGAGCCCACAUAAUCGCUCUUUCCUCAGACCCAAUCGACUCUUCCAACGUUACCAUCCUCAUCAGUCUCCUUCGCACAACCACCUCAAACGAACAGAUAUUCGCAGAGGGAUGCGACGUCACUUCACCCACCUCCAUACACUCUUUCUGUACCCGCUUUCUCACCGGACAAGACCAAAGAAUCGACGCUAUCAUUUUUGCGCACGAGUACCGCCAAAUUGGCUCUCUAUUCUCACGUAAAGACAAAGAAAAGGAGCGGAAUGCGGGUUCGUUAGCGACGUUCUUGAUCACCACGCUGCUAUUGCCAGCACUCCUAGUCGCUCCUGUGGAACGGGACAUUCGGAUUAUCAACAUCGUCAACCCAUUUUACGCAGCUGCAGCCACCCUCUUACCUCGUUUCGAUCCUCCAAAAGAGAGGUCUGUUUUCCUGAGGGAAGGCAUCCGUUCUCUACGAAGCAUCAUCGUCACACGACAUCUCCAACGUAUUCUAGACGCACUCCCAGCUGCACAAUUACCCAAACCCGAGGAAGGCUCGGCCUCUGUCCCUGUGGUCAAUGCUAAAGUCCAAAGGUCAAAUAUCGUCGCUGUGAGCGUGUGUCCUGGCAUAAGCAGAGUCGACACCAUAUCAGCUCUCUUCAACGCCGAUUGGACGAUACGUUACACACCUUUCCGAAUCACUCUAUAUGUCAUCCUACAGCCCAUCCUUCGCAUCUUCUUCAAGUCACCAGAAGGGGCUAUGCAAUCCGUGCUGCACGCUCUUUUCCUCCCAACGCCAUUCAAAGUCCAUGUGCAGCCGACCCAAGUACCCAAUGCGAUGCCUGAAGAAGUGUUGAAGCCAGGCGCAUUGUACCGAGAAUGUGCUGUCGUCACGCUGAAGGUGUCCGUGCCCGAGAACCUUGCCUUGUCGGACCCGAAGGCUUCCUCAUCAAAAAAGGGGAAGGGGAAAGCUGGAGAAGAGGUAUUGGAGAUCCAGGAUGAUGGAGAGUACGGCGGCGAAGUCGCUGGGAGGUUUAUUUGGGAGUCGUAUGAGGAGGCUUUGAAGGUGUGGGAGAAGGAGAACCCGGCAAGUGAAGAGGAUUUGAGGAGGGAGGAGGAGAGGAAACAGAAACAGGAACAGGAGAAGGCGGGGGUUGUAGAUGAGGUUUCUCCGUAUUGA